CUUCGGCUGAGUUUCCAUUCAGCCCGUGGAGAAUCUGAGCACUAUGGCUGCUACUGGAAGUUUUCGUAUGGUGUCCGAGGAGGAGCAGGCAUUACGGGCUAAGCUUGAACAUCUGACUGUGAAAGACCACGGGCCAGUGUAUGGACCUUGUAUGAGACUGCCGGAUCAUACAAAACAGAAGGCUAAAGAUGAGCUGAACGAAACAGAUGAGAAGAGAGCGUCUGCUAUAAAGGAACUCAGAGCCAUGAUUAAAGACAAGGCAGGCCAAGGAGAUGAGGUGGCCAAAACUGUGCAAGACAAAUUCAGCAAGGAGCCUGACUCUCUACUCCUGAGAUUCAUACGUGCGCGCAAGUUUGACGUGGCCAGAGCACACGAGCUCAUGAAAGG
Molecule: messenger RNA, 387 nt
Organism: Danio rerio (zebrafish)
Lineage: Eukaryota; Metazoa; Chordata; Actinopteri; Cypriniformes; Danionidae
Gene: rlbp1a
Product: retinaldehyde binding protein 1a
Source: RefSeq, marked provisional